UGAUAGUGGCCUCAUAAUAGGCUUAUAGAACUCCUAGUAAUAGUCGGAUGCAAACAAUAUGUGUAGGCUAAUUCUUAGUAAUAGUGGUAAAGUAUUUGUGUUUGAAAAAGAAGCCAGCUCGACGUGCACUACUAUGUGCAUACUAUUUUCUAUGACGAAUAUCCAUAAUUGUCGCUUAUUUUGUUGAAUCUUAAUUGUUUAAAUAUGCCACAAUUAGGCCUAUUUCCAUGUAGGUUAUUGAUUGAAUUAAUAUAUUUUCUGUAAUAGAACAUUGCUGUUUAAUUCCUCGGUUUUGUUUAAUAACCAGAAUGUAGGCUAUCCUGGAUAUUCAUGAAUAUAGAAUACAAUAUUAGACUAGAACAGUAAAAUGAUCCUUUAAAUGUUUUUGUUUUAAGGCAGCAGUAAAUACAUUAACUGAACCGGGUAGACCUCCUAAUAUGCCAACACACAUUUCUAUUCUAUUUAGACAUUUGUUUUCUAUAAAAAAAUAACUAUACGAAUUCAAACUUUUCCAUAUUUUGCUGCUGAAAAGAAUAUUACUUUUACUGAGAAAUGAUAUAUAUUUUUUCCAAAUAGGCAAUAUAAUAACAAUAUCAUAGGAUGUUGAUGAAAUAACAUAUUCAACUAGUCAGAUAUUAUUCUCAGCAGGCUUGUGGUUCUAUUAAUCUUAUAUUAUAUUAGGUUAUUAUUGUAUAAUACCAAACUAAGGCUUCACAUAAUAGCAUGAUAUAGCACACCUUUGAAAGCUUAUGUUUAAUGGGGCGUGAACGUAAAAGCUUUUCAUUUUGGAAUGUUUCCUGACAAUGAAAAUAUGAAAGGUUUGAACAUUUUGACAGAAGAUGAAAGAGGUUACAUGCUACGAUGGAAAGCUACCCAGAGCAUUAGUUGUAAGAAAGAAUAUCUGAAUAAUUGACGUUCCUUGGCGCCAUAGAAAGAAUGCAGUUUAUGACAUUUGGUAUCGUUAAUAAGCCCCAAUAUGGCGGCGUUAUCCUGGUUAUGUUCAGCUCCUGUAUGUUUUGUUGUGAGUAUCAUUGGUAAUGCUUAUUACCCUGUAACAUAUGUGUAAAUAUACUCGUUAAAUGUGUGUUUUGGGAGAAUUAUUUAUUGGAUUUGCUGACCUAUACUAAAUGGACAGAUACUUCCAAUGGUAUUUCAGUUUAGUCUACUCUACCUUAGUUUAGUCUACUCUCCUUUUCCAUAGCCCUACAUUUAUAUCAGCAGUAAUUGUAUAAAAUAAUAAUAAUUUGCUUUUAAAACUAGACAUUGUUACGUUUUAAGACAGAGACCCGCGAGCAUUUAAUAGCCAAAGGGAUUGAUUUAUCCUUUAUUGUUCAGCCUUUAUGAUCACGUGCGCUCGUCACCCAAUCGAAUGGCAGUCCUGCUUCCCAACUAUUAGUCGACUGUAGAUCUUUGUGGUGCCAAGUUGCUAUACUUGAUUUCUUCAGAUUGUUAUUUUGUAAAAGUCGGGUUUAGUGCGUGUGUAUGUGUGUGUGGUGUGUGUGGCACGCUUGUUUUUGUAUGUAUCUGUGUAUGUGUGGGUACAUGUGAAAGUCUCUUUUACCAUGUCGACAUCUGGAACGUUGACUAGCUACUACGUCGACUCCCUCAUCUUGCCGGAGAGCGAGGAGCUGUCCGCGCCCAGAUACACCUCCGGUCCGGGGGGGCUCCAGCAUGCGAGGCAGCUCACCUCGCUCACCGAUCACACCGAGCUUGGGCCCUGCACCUUCCCGACGAAAGCUCCGGUCUUCAGCCCGUCCUGGGGCCAUGUAUCGACCCAGUUUCCAGGUGCCGUGUCAUCCGUGUACCACCACCCGUAUGGGCAUCACCAAGGCCCGGCUCCAGGCGACUUGGAGGGUCGCUACAUGCAGUCCUGGCUGCUUGAGCCCAUUUCAGGGUCCUUGCCCUUGACCGGAUUACCAACGAGUCAUCAUUACGGGAUCAAACCGGAGAGCCUGGGCGCACGAGUGGACAGCGCGCUGCCUGGAUCCCACACCACACUGCUCCUGUCCGACUUCACCAACGGGACAGUUGCGACGGCGUCCCCGGUGGACAAGAACACACUACCUGGCCAGACCGCAAACCUGAACGGGGAGAUAGAGGAGAAACCGGCCCUCGAUCCAAAUAACCCGGUAUCUAACUGGCUCCACGCAAGCGCCACGAGAAAAAAGCGCUGUCCAUACUCCAAGCACCAGAUCCUUGAGCUGGAGAAAGAGUUCCUCUUUAACACGUACCUCACGCGGGACCGUAGGUUCGAGGUCGCGAGGCAGCUCAACCUUACGGAGAGACAGGUCAAAAUCUGGUUUCAGAACCGCAGAAUGAAGAUGAAGAAAUGUAAUAAAGAUUGUGGACCAAAAAAUGAUUUAUAGUUACCUAUGACUCAUUGAACGAGAACGUAAAAAAUAUCACAAAAAAGGGAUAUCUGUGAAAAUACUGUAUUUUUUAGAAGUCGUUGUCUUAUUGUUUUAUUCCAAACAGAAGCUGUUAUGUGUCUUGUAAAAAGCAUGUCCGGCUCUACUCGUCGGUUUGAUGCAACUACCUUUAUAUUGCACAAUUUAACAGUGCGCAUAAUUUGUUGUUAUUGUUAUUAGGAUGUUAAUUAAUUAAGGCCUCGGCUGCAAGUGUCAUUGUGUAACACGAGUAUUAGUAGGCCUGUUCUCUGUGCUCGUUUGUGUAUGGAUGUUUGUAGCUAUGUGUGUGUUCUCUGGUUUGUAGAUAUUUGUAUUUCCGGUUCAACUGAAUUUAGUUUUAAAUGUGAUUAAGUUUUUGUUGUUGUUGUCAUUAUUUCAGUUACUGGUAACAUUGAUUCAUGAUCUAACGUUGGAGUGAUAGGCUAACGUCUGGCUGCUAACGUCUGGCUGCUAAGCUGCUAACGUGAUGGUAGCAUUUUGAAGGGGGUGCAUGAGUAUCAAAAGCCUUUUUAAAAUGCAUAUAGGCCUAUUGAUACUAUUCAUAGAAGGUACAUAACAAUCAUUUUGUGUUGACUACCUAAACGUCUCUCAACUACCUAUAAUUGCAAGACCUAUAAUUGCAAGAACCUAUUUCAUUUUUACCUGACUCCGUUGUGAAGAAAUAUAACGCUUGUAUAGGAAACUAUGUCUGAAUUUCAGGGAGUAACAUUUAGAGGACAUAUUGGUUAGAAAGCGAGAGAGAGGACAUUUUAAAAACACUGUAGGCUACGUAAUGAAUACCUCAUGGUCUGGAGACGUUCGGAUGUUCGGUUCUCAAAUGUAAUUUGUACUUUAUUUAUUGAAUAAAACAAAUUAUAUCUGCGAAUGCA
Molecule: messenger RNA, 3277 nt
Organism: Oncorhynchus tshawytscha (Chinook salmon)
Lineage: Eukaryota; Metazoa; Chordata; Actinopteri; Salmoniformes; Salmonidae
Product: homeobox protein Hox-A9
Exons: 2
Coding region: 1563-2366 (267 amino acids)
Biological process (GO): proximal/distal pattern formation; embryonic skeletal system morphogenesis; anterior/posterior pattern specification
Cellular component (GO): nucleus
Molecular function (GO): RNA polymerase II cis-regulatory region sequence-specific DNA binding; DNA-binding transcription factor activity, RNA polymerase II-specific
Source: RefSeq, a predicted model, not a curated record